Molecule: messenger RNA, 1989 nt
Organism: Aspergillus melleus
Lineage: Eukaryota; Fungi; Ascomycota; Eurotiomycetes; Eurotiales; Aspergillaceae
Exons: 3
Coding region: 1-1989 (662 amino acids)
Biological process (GO): positive regulation of transcription by RNA polymerase II
Cellular component (GO): nucleus
Molecular function (GO): sequence-specific DNA binding; DNA-binding transcription factor activity, RNA polymerase II-specific; zinc ion binding
Source: RefSeq, a predicted model, not a curated record
AUGCCCAUGGACCCACGAACCAGGUUGCGCAAGGCCUGCGAUGCCUGCAGUAUUCGGAAAGUGAAGUGUGACACUAGCGGUCCGCCCUGUCGGUCGUGCGCAAGCUUGGAUAUCCCCUGCACUUAUGAGCGACCGAGUCGACGUCGCGGCCCUCCCAAUCGUCAUGCAGAAGCCUUCAAGAAGCAAAAGCUGGGCCCUUCUCCAGCUGCCUCCCCAAGCCCUUCAGAUCAACCUUCACCUGUCCGACCAGCAUCGACAGUGUCUGUCGGAAACAGCAGCUCCUCCGCAUCCUUCCCGUCAUCUGUAGAAUCAAUAUGCCCGUUUUCCACAGUGCGACUGUUGAUCGACGACUACUUUACGUACAUCCACCCUCUGAUCCCGAUCCCCCACGAGCCCACGUUUCGGGCGGCCCUUGACAGAAGAGAAGACCUUACCAAUCGUACGUUCUUGGCCCUCACGGCCUCUAUGAUCGGCACGCUUGUGGCUUCGUUCCCUCGUCGGCCCAAGCUGCACUUGAAAACGGAGGCCGAGAGGGCGGCGUUCCCUCACUCGAUGGCCAUGGUCAAGAAAUGUCGCGAUGUUGCUGUGCAAGCACGAGGCCUGGGAUACCUUGAUCGAAGCGCCACCGUUUACGACGCGGCCAUCAGUUAUUUCCUGGGGAUAUGUUCGGGCUAUAUGUACAGCAUGCGUCGGUGCCGAACCUACUUUGCUGAAUGCUUAACGAUGUUACAUGUCUAUGACUUGUGUCGUCCGUCCCGUCGACUGUCCUCUUCUUGUGCAACCAGUCCCAAUUCUGCCUCCUCGCCACUAUCGCUUGACCAAGUAGGUGCAACGGGGGAGGCUCCGGUCGAUCUGAUUGGACAGGAACUCGGCCGACGUCUGUUCUACACCACUUUAGUCGGAUACCGAACUCUGCAGCAGUUGGGCUCGACAGACACCACCUUUCACGUCCCCCCAGAAACCCCGACGGAUCGGUAUCCCCCUCUCCCGCUCGAGGUCGACGAUGAAUACAUCUUUUCUACCCACGUGGAACCCCAGCCUGCCCAUCGAGUCUCCCGUCUCGUGGGGUUCAACGCCAACGUUCGAGUGUACAAUUCGUACAAUUCACUCUCCGCAUGGGAAAUCGCCUUCGGGAGCGGUCAGAUCUACGAUUGGGAACGACAAAGGACAAUAAUCUGGGAUUGUUUACAGAAAGCCAAGUCCGCACUGGAUGGGAUCUCCCAAGAACUGGCGCUACACCGGACUCCGGCCUCCUCUCCAUCAAGACGUGAAUCGACCCUGGCAACCUUCCCCAUUGCAGCAGAUCCGAAUCUAGUUGAGCGCCAUUACAUUCAGUACGAGAUUCAGAAGGCCAACAUCUAUGCAAGUCAGCUGGGAACGCGGUCCUACUUGGUAGAAAAAUACUGGAGUCUCUACGGGGCCUGGCAGAGAUACCAAAUUCCGGCAGACCAACGACAACACUCCAAAAGCCCGUUGCCAAUCAAGGUGGAGGGCGAGCGACCCAACCCUAACCGGGCUCCUAGCUCAGAUGCUCAACUGGAUGGUCUCGGAAAGAUCAUGGCGGAAGAACGCCGGCUCGUGAUCCGCGAUCUUUCUGUGCUAUUGCGAUCCGUAAAUGAAGUUAACAUGGAGCCCAACGGCGCCAGUUUUUCUAGCAAAGUUCGCCAAGUUGCGUCAACUCUUCUAAAUCCUCCCAAUCCAAGCACGGAUGCAUCAACACCCUCCACCACCGUAGCCGCCGGUCCACAACCUCUCACCCUCGCCGAAACCGAAUCAUACCUCCACGCUUUCAUCGACACUCUGGUCCGACUAGAGGGCCUAGCCGCCCCGACGCCCGGUGUCACUAGCGCCAGCCCCCCCGUAAAGGGCCGCUCAAUGAGCUACCUCAGCGACAACGAACGCGACGAAGAGGAGCUCCGCCAAUGGGCCAGUCUUAAAGAAUACCAAGUCAAAUUCGCCGAAGGGGGUGGCCUUUUCACCGAGUUAUGA